Poecilia reticulata (guppy) is the source of this 4565-nucleotide messenger RNA. NCBI's taxonomy places the organism in Eukaryota, Metazoa, Chordata, Actinopteri, Cyprinodontiformes, Poeciliidae. The record is from RefSeq and is a predicted model, not a curated record.
GGUUUGGUUGUUUCUACCCAGAAUGCCUUCUGCUGUAGUGCACUUCCUGCUUUUAGAGCGGUCUCUGGUCCACUUGUGUCCACAUAUGUAUUGGAACUGAGCCAGAGUUCAUUUCAAGUGAACUAAUUUUUCUUUUUUGGUCCAAAUAAGAGACUUUCUUGGCAAAUGAACUGGAGUUUGAUUAAAGCGGAUUAAACGGGUGUGAAUAGCAGGACUGACUAUAGAAAACCGGUGAGAGAGCUUUUAAUCCCUCAAUUCUCUGCAUUAACACAAUUUCAGUUUCAACAGGAAGAGUUUCACCGCAUGAAUGUGACACCAGGUUAAUAAAACCUGCAUUCUAAAACACACUCGCCCUCUUUUUUCCCUAGUUGGUUGUGAGAACGGCCUUGAGGAGACGAGUGCGAAACUGAAACCAUCUUCCCUUUUGAAGUUUCAAACGUGAUGAUUCAGCUGAACAAAAACAACCACAUUUAAAGUUUAUGAUAUCACUAAUCAAUAUUUAAAGCCAUCAUGAGAAAAUCUAAAAGAUUUUUACUUUAUAAAUAAUCAAAAUUAGUACAGAGAAAACUUUGACAAAUAAUGACAGGCAUUCUGACAAAACUCUUCCUGUGCAUGAAAAGUGUGGUAGUUGUAAAAAACAUUCAAACUACAUAAGUUACAGGACGCCACCUGCAUGGAAACAGAGUGUAUUACAACUAGAUCUAAAAGGCCCAACAAGGACAUUUUGUUUUUCCAGUUGAAAGGUGAAAUUUGUAGUUUUCAUGUGCAUUGUAUUGUUAUAAAGUAUUAUCUAGAAAGACUCAAGUCUCAAAGAGAAACAAGGUAGACAAAUAAGAUUUACUCUAGUUUCCACCACCACACCUUAAGGUUUGGCAAUCAUCCAAAGCUGACGUAAUGCAAAGAUUGAACUUUCUCCUCACUAAACGUCAGCAAAAAACACACCUCUUUUCCUGGAAUUAGAGGUGUGUCUACAGUUACCACUGCAGCUGUUACUUUUUCUCUUACUAACAGCUCUCCAGGGCUCAGCCUGCUAUCUGGCAUUACCCAGUAUAAAGAGCAGCGAGUUUGAGUUCGUUGAAUCAGUAUCUUUAAGGUGUAGCUCAUAAAAAGACUGGUUUAUCUACAGACACAAGAGCCACCAUGGAGCUGCGUCUCUCCGUCUGCGUCCUGCUGCUACUUUGUGCUGUAAAAAGCUCAAAUGGAGGGAAGAUUUUGGUGUGGUACACUGAGGCCAGCCACUGGAUCAACAUGAAGCCGGUACUGGAGACACUGGUGGACAGAGGACACCAGGUGACAGUCCUGAUCCCAAGUGCGUCAAUGUUCAUGAACAGCAGCGAACCGUCUCGCUUCCAGUACGAACCUUUUGACGUCGACAUCUCAGUAAAAGAUUUAGAAAGGCUUUUUCAAGAUGUUCUUCACUUCUCCUUGUAUGAGAUGGAUUUCAUGAACCCCUACGAGAUUUCUGUAAAGUUUUUUGAUUUAAUGAAGAAUAACAUGAAAAUUUCUGUAAAGUUUUUGGACGGCGUUGUGAAAUCAAAACCCAUCAUGAAGAAGCUGAAGGAGGGAAACUACGACCUGCUAUUUGCUGAUCCGAUCUACCCUGGCUAUGACCUGAUUGCAGAUAUUUUGGGCCUUCCUCUUGUUCUUUCUUUGCGCUUCUCCAUUGCUCAUAAUCUUGAAAGGAUGUGUGGUCAGCUACCUGCUCCUCCUUCCUUUGUCCCCGCUGUUAUGAGCAAACUCACAGACAAGAUGGACUUCUCAGAGAGACUCUCCAAUGUCCUCUUCUACACUUCGCAGGAUUUUUUAAUAAGGCAGUUCAUGUGGAAACCGAUUGACGAAUAUUACUCUGAAAUCAAAGGAACACCCACUAGUGCCUGUGAGUUGGUGGGAAAGGCGGAUAUCUGGCUGCUGAGAACCUACUGGGAUUUUGAUUUUCCUCGUCCACUCCUCCCCAACUUUAAAUUUGUUGGAGGGAUCCACUGCAAACCAGCUAAACCUUUACCAGAGGAAAUUGAAAAGUUUGUCCAGAGCUCUGGAGAUGCUGGGAUUGUUGUCUUCUCUUUAGGAUCGAUGGUCAAGAAUGUAUCCACAGAAAAGGCGAAUAUGAUCGCCGCAGCGCUCGCUCAGCUUCCACAAAAGGUGCUGUGGAGAUACAGUGGACAGAAACCCCAGACUCUGGGUUCCAACACCAGAAUAUACGACUGGAUACCACAAAACGACCUGCUGGGUCAUGCUAAAACCAAAGCUUUCAUCACUCAUGGAGGGACAAACGGGAUCUAUGAGGCCAUCUACCACGGCGUUCCCAUGGUGGGAAUCCCCAUGUUUGGGGACCAGCCAGACAACAUGGUGCACAUGGAGGCCAAAGGAGCUGCAGUUAGUGUUAAAUUUAACUUUAUGACAAAUGAGAGCCUGAGAGACGCUGUAAACACGGUGAUCAACGACAAAUCAUACAAAGAAAAUGUGAUGAGACUGUCCAAAAUCCACCAUGACAGACCCAUGAGUCCUCGGGACGAGGCCGUCUUCUGGAUCGAGUUCACCAUGUUAAUCAGUAUCUUUAAGGUGCAGCUCAUAAAAGCACAACAGCUGGUUUUCUACAGACACAGAGCCACCAUGGAGCUGCGUCUGUCUGUCUGCAUCCUGCUGCUGCUUUGUGCUGCAGAAAACUCAAAUGGAGGGAAGAUUUUGGUGUGGUACACUGAGGCCAGCCAUUGGAUCAACAUGAAGCCGGUUCUGGAAACACUGGUGGACAGAGGACACCAGGUGACGGUCCUAGUCCCGAGUGCGUCGAUGUUCAUGAACAGCAGCGAACCGUCUCGCUUCCAGUACGAACCUUUUAACAUCUCCGUCUCCCUGAAGGAUAUAGAAAGGUUUCUUAAGGAGUUUCUUCACUUCGGCAUUUACGAGAUGGAUUUUAUGGGCUACUUUCAGAUUUACGUUAGAUUUAUAGAACUGAUAAAGAACAACAUGAAGGUUUCUUUCAGUAUGUUGGAUGGAGUUGUGAAAUCAGAAACAAUAAUGAAGAAGCUGAAGGAGGGAAACUACGACGUGCUUUUUUCUGAUCCCAUCUACCCUGGCAGUGACCUGACUGCGGACAUUUUGGGGAUCCCUCUCAUCUACUCAUUGCGUUUUUCCUUGGCUCACAACUGGGAGAGGAUGUGUGGUCAGCUUCCUGCUCCACCGUCCUUUGUCCCGGGUGCUAUGAGCAAACUCACAGACAAGAUGGACUUCUCAGAGAGACUGUGGAACGUCCUCUUCUAUGCUCUGCAGGACGUCGUAAUAGACCAGUUCAUGUGGAAAGAUCUUGACAAAUACUACUCUGAAGUCAAAGGAACACCCACCAGUGCUUGUGAGAUGAUGGGUAAUGCUGACUUUUGGUUGAUGAGAACCUACUGGGAUUUUGAUUUUCCUCGUCCACUCCUCCCCAACUUCAAAUUCAUUGGAGGGAUCCACUGCAAACCAGCUAAACCUUUACCAAAGGAAAUGGAAAAGUUCGUCAAGAGCUCUGGAGACGCUGGUAUUGUUGUGUUUUCUUUAGGAUCGAUGGUCAAGAACCUGACCACAGAGAAAGCAAACAUGAUCGCCUCAGCGCUCGCUCAGCUUCCACAAAAGGUCCUGUGGCGAUACAGUGGCCAGAAACCCCAGACUCUGGGUUCAAACACCAGAUUAUAUGACUGGAUCCCACAGAACGACCUSCUGGGUCAUCCUAAAACCAAAGUUUUCAUCACUCAUGGUGGAGCAAACGGGAUCUAUGAGGCCAUCUACCACGGCGUUCCCAUGGUGGGAAUCCCCAUGUUCGCUGAACAGCCAGACAACAUGGUACACAUGGAGGCCAAAGGAGCUGCAGCUAGUGUUAAAUUCAACUUUAUGACAACUGAGAGCCUCAGAGAUGCCCUGAACAUGGUCAUCAACAACAAAUCCUACAAAGAAAAUGCAAUGCGACUGUCCAAAAUCCACCAUGACAGACCCAUGAGUCCUCGGGAUGAGGCCGUCUUCUGGAUCGAGUUCACCAUGAGGAACAAAGGAGCCAAACACCUGAGGGUCCAGGCCCACGAACUCACCUGGUACCAGUACCACAGCCUGGACGUCCUAGCCUUCCUCCUUAUUAUAGAUCUUCUCCUCAUCUUCAUCCUCUUCAAGAGCUGCAGCUUCUGUUUCAAGAGAUGCUGCAGCAGAAAACAGCCAAAAAGAAAAGCUGAAUGAAAAAUUGAAGUGAGAGUGGUGUUUGUAGCACUUUUCUGUUUAAGAGCUUUAAUUACCAAAAAAUGUUUACAUGUCUGAUCAUGACUAAUGUUUACAUUUUCUGAUACAUAUUCAUUUGAAAUAUCAAACAUCUUUAAAGCCAAAAAACAUUUCAUCUCAACAUGACCAGGCCACCAUUAGUAAGCAGCUAGUUGGUGAUUUUUAAAAGAAGAUUUUUGUUCGCUUCAAUUAAUGUGUUUAAAAGCUUUUUUAUUGGACUGUAAUGCACUCCAAGUUAAAAUUGAUCAUUACAAAGUGCUACAUAAAUUUAACAGAGAGUCAGUUUUAUCAAAUACAUUUUUAUAAACAGGAGGUGUUAUGCUGUA